UGCCCAGAAAAUCAUUCUUGUGAUCCUAGUGCCAAAGUGAGUUCUACUUUAAGCUUAUAAAUUAUUCUAUAAACUGAUGGAUUACCAUAUGGCUUUUUGCCGCUCGUGGACUCUCCCCCUGGAUCCACACCCACAUCCGAUCUUGGACACACCCCCUAAAUCCAAACCCUGUUAAAUCCCAGGCACCUGCUUCAGCUGUUGCUCAGGAGACUAACACAGACACCCUCAGCACAUGUGAACGAUCUUUGAUGCAAUCCUCUGAAAAGCAGUCCCCGCGCCAUCUCUCCUCCUCCUCUCUGUGCAGGUGGCAAGAGCAGCCAUGGCCUGGAGCUUCCAUGGCAAAGUCCAGCUUGGGGGACUGCUCCUCUCUCUCCUUGGCUGGGUCUGCUCGUGUGUCAGCACCGCCCUGCCCCAGUGGAAGACUCUCAACCUGGAUCUGAACCAGAUGGAGAUUUGGACCCUGGGGCUGUGGCAGGUGUGCGUGGACCAGGAGGAAGUCGCCACCGUGUGCAAGGCCUUUGAAUCCUUCCUGGCCCUGCCCCUGGAGCUGCAGGUAUCGCGCAUUCUCGUGGUGGCCUCUCACAUGCUGGGACUGCUGGGGCUUCUGCUCUCUGCCUCUGGGUCCGAGUGCUUCCGGUUUCACAGGAUGAAAUGGGUCUAUAAGAGGCACCUUUGCCUCCUGGGGGGGACCUUGGAGGUGUUAGCUUCAGCCACCAUGCUGUUUCCAGUCUCCUGGGUGGCUCACUCCACUAUCCAAGACUUCUGGGAUGACAGUGUGCCUGAGAUUGUGCCUCGGUGGGAGUUUGGAGAUGCCCUUUUCCUGGGCUGGACGGCUGGAGUCUUCCUUGCUCUGGGUGGACUACUCCUCAUCCUCUCGGCCUGUGUGGGGAAGGAAGAUGUGCCUUCUGCCUGGAUGGCUGGGCCCACAGCCCCUCCACCUGGUGCCGCAGGUGAGGAGUCACACAGCUUCUUGCAACUCACAUCAAGACCUAGGAUCUUGGUCAUUUAGGACUGAUUCCCAUCAGGGGAACCUUGGACAAAGGAAUGUCAGUAGAGUCCUUCCUCUCUCUCACCCCUCAUCACUCUAUGUUGUAUUCCUCAUUUUGGGGGUGGUGAUUAAGGCACUUUCCACUUUGUCAAUGAUGUAAUGAUCUUUG
Ochotona princeps (American pika) is the source of this 1157-nucleotide messenger RNA. RefSeq names its product claudin 25 (gene CLDN25). NCBI's taxonomy places the organism in Eukaryota, Metazoa, Chordata, Mammalia, Lagomorpha, Ochotonidae. The record is from RefSeq and is a predicted model, not a curated record. Gene Ontology annotation, cellular component: bicellular tight junction; plasma membrane. Gene Ontology annotation, molecular function: structural molecule activity. The transcript has a single exon. Gene Ontology annotation, biological process: cell adhesion; bicellular tight junction assembly. The coding region runs from base 320 to 1009 and encodes 229 amino acids.